GCGCCUAUGGAGUGCGAGAAAUGUGAGAAAAAGCAGAAGAGUAGAGCAUUUUGCUACUUUUGUCAGAGCCUCCAGCGUUUGCCGAUUUGUGCACAUUGUGGAAAAGUGAAGUGCAUGCUGAAAACUGGCGAUUGUGUAGUAAAACAUGCAGGAGUAUAUACGACGGGACUUGGCAUGGUUGGAGCAAUUUGUGAUUUUUGUGAGGCAUGGGUGUGUCAUGGGCGCAAGUGCCUACAAACUCAUGCCUGUACUUGUCCUCUACAAAACGCAAUCUGUCUUGAGUGCGAGUGAGGUGUUUGGGAACAUGGUGGUCGUAUCUUCAAAUGCUCGUUUUGUGAUGGAUUCUUAUGUGAGGAUGACCAAUUUGAGCAUCAAGCGUCGUGCCAAGUUCUCGAAUCUGAAAAUUUCAAGUGUCAAAGUUGCAAUCGACUCGGCCAAUAUUCAUGCUUGCGUUGCAAGACGUGCUAUUGUGAGGAUCAUGUUCGGAGAAAGGGAUUUAAAUAUGAAAAGAACAAAGCUAUUCCAUGCCCAAAAUGCAACUAUGACACUUCAGUAACAAAAGAUUUGAGCAUGUCAACAAGAUCCCACAAAUUUGGCAGACAGCAACAAGGUGGACCAGCAGAUAGUGAUGAUGAAUAUGGCGGUUAUUCGUAUUAUGGUGCAGGGGCCUAUGGUGGCGGCUCCAGUUAUGCCCAGGAGGAUGAAAGUGGUGAUGAUGAUGAUGAUUACGAAAUUAGCGACGACGAUUCUGAUGAAGAUGAUAGUGAUCAAUCACAAGAGGGGCAAAAUAAAGACAAAUAAGGCAUUAGUUUGGUUAUAUUUACAUAUUUAGCUCCCUUGGCAUUUACUACCAUCAAAAGAGAAUGUAUAUACAAAGAAAUAAAAUGAACUAGUAGUCUUUAAAACUAAUCCACAGAACA
Rhagoletis pomonella (apple maggot) is the source of this 920-nucleotide messenger RNA. RefSeq names its product zinc finger protein 330 homolog (gene Noa36). Gene Ontology annotation, cellular component: nucleus. Lineage: Eukaryota; Metazoa; Arthropoda; Insecta; Diptera; Tephritidae. Gene Ontology annotation, molecular function: zinc ion binding. The record is from RefSeq and is a predicted model, not a curated record.